Molecule: messenger RNA, 1860 nt
Organism: Astrephomene gubernaculifera
Lineage: Eukaryota; Viridiplantae; Chlorophyta; Chlorophyceae; Chlamydomonadales; Astrephomenaceae
Source: the annotation of a GenBank genome assembly
CCCAUAUAGCCAUUCCACGAUUUCCUUAUUAAAGACGUUGUGCAUCCAACUGCUUGGGUAAGAUGGUGUUAUUAUAUACUUCCAACACAGAUCGCUCUAUGUACUUCAUCAGCUACAUGCAAACGCUGGUAUAUACACGCAACGUUGUUUGAUCACCUUAUAAGAUCACCUCGACUGCUACGCAGCUGUUACGGGGCAACACUUAGCAACGCAACGAAGGCAAACGCUUACAUGUCCAGCUUGACACGCUAGCUUGCAUGUUUGACAGCUAAUAUCGCGUUAACUGGGACGCUUGCCGGGCGAGAAAAAGGUGCAGCAUGGCACCAUCGGGGGCCGAUGCCCUUACGUUUACAGACAUGCGCGAGUACGCGCGGGCUCACGACCCGUACGACGACGACUCGUACGGCGCCGCUAACGACCCGCUGCUGGGCGGGCCCCGGCAGCGGCGCCACCCGCGCAACGGAGGAGGUGGAGGAGAGGACGGCAGCACCGGAGGAGGAGGAGGAGGAGGCGGCGGUGGUUUCGUAGCCAGUGGUGGCGGUGGUGGCGGGGAUGAUGACAUGGACGGGGGUGGAGGAGGAGGAGGAGGAGGGGGGUCUAUGGGGGUGUCCUGGAGGAGGGCAUGGCGGUCCAUAUUCAAGAAGGGCAACGAUGUGGAGAGCGCACGCGUGAACCACAACUUCACACCCGAAGAGCGUGUCAAGCUGGCCAACGUGGAGUCCAUCGACUACCUGGCGCCCAACAGCGCCACCUACCGCAAGUGGCUGGCAAGACAGCCCCACCGCCGCUCCUGGGACCGGUGGGUGAUGAUGGGCGCCAUCGGGGUGGCCACCGGGCUGGUGGCGUACCUGCUGUACGUGCUCAUCUCCUCCCUCGCCGACUUCAAGUACGUGGUGACUCGGUGGCUGCUGGCGCACACCAACAUGGGGGUGGCGUGGCUGUUCAAUGUGACCGUGAGUGUGGGCCUGGUAGCCGCCAGCAGUGCGGCGGUGAUCGGGUGGGCGCCCCAGGCGGCGGGCAGCGGGGUGCCGGAGAUCAUGGCGUACCUCAACGGAUGCAUGCUGCCAAAGCUCUUCAACAUCGCCACCCUGGGAGUCAAGUUCCUGUCGUGCGGGCUGGUGGUGGCCAGCGGGCUGCCGGUGGGGCCGGAGGGGCCGCUCAUACACAUCGGGGCAGCCAUUGGCGCGGCGCUGAGCCAGGGGCACUCCACCACACUGGGUUUCACCACCGCCCUCUUCCGGCGCUUCCGCAACCCCAAGGACAAGCGCGACUUCGUGACGGCGGGCGUGAGCGUGGGGGUGGCGGCGGCGUUCAAUGCACCCAUCGGCGGCCUGCUGUUCGCGUUCGAGGAGGUUGCCAGCUUCUGGCAGCAGCGGCUGGGCUGGCAGGUGUUCUACGCCUGCAUGUGUGCCGUACUCACACUCAACCUGAGCCGCUCGGCGGGCAAGGCGGCGCUGGGGAAGGGCAGCUUCGGCUGGUUCGAUAAGGAGGUGGCGUUCGAGCAAAUCGGCAUGUCCUUCUCCAGCCACGUGUUGGCGGUGCUGCCUGCCGCGGUGAUCGGGCUGGGUGCAGGGCUGCUGGCCAUCGUGUUCACGGUAGCGAACAUCAAGGUCACCCGCCUGCGCUCCCUCCUCACCGGUCACCUGCGGUGGGGUCGGGCGGUGGAGCCCUGCCUGUUGGCCGCGGUGUACGUGACGGGGGCCAUGCUGCUGCCCCUCAUGUUCCCGUGCACACCCGCGGAGUGCGUCAAAGUGGAGAAUGGUGAGCUGCAAUGCAACACGGGGCUCAGCGGCCCCACGCAGGGCGGUAUUCCCACCUACGCCCCCUCCCUGCCGCUCUACACCUGCCGGGUCAUGGAGC